AAAAAGGGGGGGAGGAUGGGUUGCUCAUGAAUCGUGAAAAGUUGCCAUAAUUUAGAUCUUGUUUCUGGAGCUGAUUAACGAAAACUCUUUUAGGGCAUGAUUUUUGACUUUGAAAAGUGCAUCAGACGUCAGUUCCACUGUACCGUUGCCAUGCGAACGAGCAUUAAUGAAGUGGAACGAUGGUGCAUUAUGCAGCGCGGUAGAUAUUAAACAGUCUUUUGAUUAAUACCAAGCAAAAAAAAGGUUAAAAUGUGUACCCCAAACACAGAUUUAACUUUCUUGUGAUGAAAGAAAGAGGUGCUAGAUGUUCAAGUGCAGGAAACCGCUUAACAGCAUUUGCGCUGUUUUCUUAGUGUGCAUGCGCUCCAGUGUUUUGCGUCGUUUCAGUGUUAGUUUCCCAGCAGUAAAAUUAAGUACCAUGAUUUUUAACAAAGAGAUUUAUAAAUGCAUUCAGUGUGUUCAGACUUUGUACUAAACGCGAAGGCUAGCCAACAUCUGUGUGUGAGACCAGCUAUUCACAAAACCACCUGUAGCGAAAAAAACAUUGUGAUGGCUAGUCUGGGUAAUCUCUGAAGUGGAGGCAAACUCACAAGCACCCAGUUGGAGGGUCAUGCCAUACAAACUCGGCAGAAACGCAGAUUGAUGACAACACACGAAGUUUGUGUUUCUAAAGUGGAGCGAGUACCGGUAUUUGGUUAGAAGCCGUAGGGAGUAAACCUGGGGCGUUUGGAGUCUGAUGUUGUGAUAUGCAUUUGGAGCUCUGGACUUGAUCGACUCCAGGUAACCGGCUCAAAAAAAUGUGGGCACGCGGAAUUGCGUCGCUUCUGUUGAAGUACUUCACUGUGGUGUGACGAUGAACAUUCAGUUCAGUAGGCGGAUAGUGACUUCGCAAGCGUUCUGCGCCAUACACUGAAUAUGCGGGUACGGUGUUAACAACCCGAAGGUAAUAUUGUCAGCUGCAAACUGUGACUCACAGACGAAAAUCCCCCGUGUAGCCAUAUUGCAUAUUUGCACUGGAGCAGUUGGCAACCUGAACGAUGGGCGAUUGCGCGGGAAGCGCCGGGCAGUUCUGCCGGAGCUUCUUCGCUCGACUGUCCCGGACCAAGCAGGUCCAGCAGACCACCCUGAGUGCCCGGAGGCAGGAGCGGCCCUCAUCACCGGAGGGGGCACGAUGUGUCCCCUGCAAGCUGGCUCGGUAUGGAGUGGGGCACGGGGGCUCGCUUGCGGUGGGUGUGUUCGUAAUUGUCGGGUAUGUGGCUGGAGAGUUGACAGGCCCCUCGGCACUGUUGAGCUUGGUGAUAGCUGUACUUGCUUGUUUAAUCACAGGGUAUUGCUACGCCGAAUACACGUCGCACUACCCGACGAGAUCAAUGCCUGCCUCGCCGUACCACUAUAUCUACAUGCUGUCAGGAGAGUUUCCCGCCGUCGUGGGGUGUUGGUGCCAAAUUUUAGUCUAUCUCACCGUCUCCGCGUUGCUUGGCCGAUCCAUCAGUUCCAAUUUCGAUUACAUAAUCGGCAACCCGAUCCAGAACUUCACAAUUGUUGCGCUGGAGGACACUGCCGCUUCGGUGUACAUUCCGGAGCCUGACUUGUUGGCCUUGGCUGUGGUCGUGGUAGUUGCGCUGCUGGUGUCCGUCGGUGGGAAACCAUCGUCUCUCUCCAACGCGAUUUUCAGCGUGGUAUCUUGCAUCUUGGUGUUGGCGAUUAUUGUUUUGGCGGGAAUCCAGUUGACCAAUCAGCGCUUUCAACUUACAGCUAACAUAUUUCCCGAGGGACACAAAGGGGUGUUCCGUGGGGCGGCAGUUUUGAUUUUUCUCUUCAGUAGUUAUGACGUCAUUUCAACGUCAUCAAAAAGCUCGGGUUCGUCUUCCUCCCAAAUUGCCCACGCCCUGGCCUUGUCGUCCAUAAUUAACUUAGUUUUCUACUUGGUGCUGGCCAUGUUCUGUGUCUUAGUGGUGCCGUUCUCUUGGACGAACGAGGAGCCAAUUAUGGCGAGACUCUUUGGUAUCCAGUGGGGGAACUGGGCCAUGUAUACAGUCGGGAUAAGUGCAAUACUCUGUCUGGGCUCUGCCCUUUUUAAUAACAUGUGCUCGCUGGUGUACAGCGUGUUUCUGCUAGGAAACGACGGGCUUGCGUUCCGAUUCCUGGGUAAACUCGUCUCCAGACUCCAGUCGCCAUUUUUAACGGCUGUCAUCUUUGGGAUAAUCUGCGGAGUAGUGGCAGUUGUGUUGAAUCAGGAAACGCUCCUGGAAUUGAUGGCAGUAGGACUGUUGGUGAAACAGCUUCUCGUCUGCGCAUGCACCCUUUCCCACAGGUAUCAGAAGAUUAAGUUCGACGUCAAUGAAAACAUCAACCUGGAAGACAUCUUGAGAAACGGCGAAAUGACAACCCCAGAAACCGAGGGCAAGACGGAGCCCGUUCAGAGAAACGGUGGUCCACAUCACCACGCCGAACGCAAGGCUCUGCCGAGGCCCGAAGCCGAAGAGCGGCCCUCAGCGGAGGGAAAGACCGAGAAAGGCAAUUCACCUGCGGUGGUUGACGCCUCACAGAGCAACGGAAAAUCGGUGCGAUUCCGGGACGAGACGUCGGACAGCUCUGGUGGCUCUGACAUCGAGGAGACGGACAUUGACGCCAUCGUGGAAGAGUACCAAGACAGGCUGCGCUUGGCUUCUGUUAAACAUCUCGAAAGCCCGCACAGCAGCCGCAAUAAAGUAAAAAGUCCCACUAUGUUCACCUCCAACAUCGCAGCUGGAUUUUCCCUUCUGGUUUGUCUCUGGAUAGCCGUCAUGGCCGCCAUUUUGACGCAACGCGUUCCGUACGUGCAGGAAGUGGAACCAUGGACCAUAUCUGGCUCGUUUGUCGUCUUGGUCGCCAUCAUUGUUUGUCUCGUGGUGAUUGUUACCCAACCACGCAGGGAGGUGAAACCCAUCUUCAUGACGCCACUCUUUCCCCUCCUGCCGCUUUUAGGGAUUUCAGCAAAUAUUUGUCUACUGUUCUUUGUAAGUGCCAAGACCUGGCUUAUCUUUGUGGUUUGGCUCAUCCUUGGUCUGUGCGUGUACUUCUGUUACGGUAUUUGUCACAGUGUGGAGGCGAGAAGAUAUUCUUGCCGACUGCCCGAUGAGGAACGCAUUCUUCUGCCGUCUAUUCCCGAACAGGCUAUGCACCAGGAAUUCGUAAAGGGACAGAUGCCGAAGCGCCAAAACAUUGGGUAUAAAGAUUUUCAUGAGACACCUUAGUCUAACAGCUGAGAUCGGCCUGUAUGAUGACUGUCCUCUUUAAGCGGCGGAAAUUGGGCAAAGUUGACCAGAGCAUUUCCGUUCUUACACUAAAGUUAUGUUCUUCCAAAGUUUUUUGUGCUUGGAAUUUGCUGUUAUACAUGUACUCUUAUAGGCCCUAAUGCUGGUUUUGUUGGUUUGUUCUUGACAUGAGUUUGCAUUUUUGUUUUGCACGAAACAAUGCUUGAUGAUUUUAUUCCUCCAAAAUUUAAACUUUUUAUUCUGUUACCAGAGUUCGUGCAUUUUUUAUUUUUGACUUUUGCAUCAAUAUACUUAGCAAAUUUGAAACUCACGUUGUUCAUUUUCGCACGAUAAUAUGCACCAUGGGUCUUCCACUUAGUUUAAGCGGAGAAACAUUUAGAAGUCAUGAUUAUAUGAAAUUUUGAGAAUUUUGUUUUAAUGUACAUCAGAGCACAUUUUCAACUGUGCCUUUAUGACUGUUAAUGUGAAUCAAGUUGUUUGUAUUUAACCUAAAAAAAAGUCUCUUCGAAAAUUGGUUGAAGAAGUAGAAAGUGUUUAUCAGUACCAAUAUUAAAAAGGCAUAUUGUGUGGAAGUUAUUUGUACAAAAUGUUGUGGUAAAGUGUUUGGAGUUUCGCGUAGCAAGCUAUGUGGUCAUUUGAAAUUUCUGGCGUUUCAAGUGUCGCGUAUGUACCAUGCAAAUGCCUUUUGUUCCGUUCACGAUUGCAAAAUGCUUCUCCACUUCCUUACUUGCAAAAUAUUCUUGAGAAUGUAUUUUACAUUAUUGCCAGAUUUGAGCUAUUGAGAAAUUAUAUGUAUUAAGAAUUAUACAAAAAUAUUAAUUACCCUAAUUUUAGAACAAAAUACCCAUUUUUAUAUAAAAACCAUAUUAUUUGGAUCAAACGAAGAUGUACUACGACUUAAGUGAAAAUUGUGAGAUCAUAUUAUUAUUGUAUGCACUGAAAUCGACUGAUUGAUCGAUUGGUUUAAUGAUUAGUCGAUCAAUCAGUAAGCCGAAUCGAAGCCAUCUAAAAGCCGUUAACCAUUGUUGCAAUGUUAAGACUUGGUUCUUAAGUCUCUUUUCAUCAGUUAUCUUUUAGUUGUCAGGUUUAUUGUGUUGAGUUUUAGUGUAUACCACCAGAGCUAACAAACGUUUUUAGAAUUCUGAUUUUUUUCGUUAAAUAUUUGUUCUGGUUUGUCAUUCCUUCGAAUUUCAUUCGUAGUUUUCUAUUUGCUUGAUGUGACGAUUUUGUAAUAGAUUUGCGGAUAUUUGGCAGCAGUAUUAGUUAAAUAUUUCAGAUUUAAUGUUUAUGUGUAGUACUUCUUUCUGAGGAGAAAUGUAGUGUUGCACGUGAAGAAUUCAUUGUCACGUGACUCACGUCACCGCGUUGCGACUGUGACAUAUCUGUUAUAAAUUCAGCGCUGGGAAAAGUG
Molecule: messenger RNA, 4668 nt
Organism: Acanthaster planci (crown-of-thorns starfish)
Lineage: Eukaryota; Metazoa; Echinodermata; Asteroidea; Valvatida; Acanthasteridae
Product: high affinity cationic amino acid transporter 1-like
Biological process (GO): amino acid transport; transmembrane transport
Cellular component (GO): plasma membrane
Molecular function (GO): amino acid transmembrane transporter activity
Source: RefSeq, a predicted model, not a curated record